Molecule: messenger RNA, 987 nt
Organism: Effrenium voratum
Lineage: Eukaryota; Dinophyceae; Suessiales; Symbiodiniaceae
Source: the annotation of a GenBank genome assembly
AUGCUGCUCCACCGACUGCGGCGGGCAGCGGACAGCAGUUUUGAGGAGAAGGCGUCCCCGCCGUACAUCGGACCUCCCUGUGAGCUGCCAGUGGUUGAUCCAGAAGACCCCAUUUGCGUGGAGCCACGGCGCCGCCGUGAGCGGCGCGAGCGGUGCGCGCGCCAGAAGAAGAGCGGCUUCCGUUUCACCUGCAGCUGCUGCUGUUGCGCAGUGGGCUUGCUGGUGAUUUGCGCCUUUGCCAUCACCGGGCGCCUCAUCAUUAGCCACACCUUGGAGAGUCGCACGUCGUGGCACCGCCCAGAAAGCUCGGGCGUCAACGAUUCAGAGAACGACACAGACUCAAACGUGACCGCCGUGCCCAGCAUGGCGAACUCGAGUGCUGCGGAAGGGGCUCCAGUUUCGACCGGCGACGCGCCUCUCAAUGCGACGUCCCAAAACUUCUUGGAAGCCCCGAGCGAUGUGGACGUCAACGUUACGGAGUCAAACGGCACAGGCUUGCCUGACUCGGUCUCCAACGACACAGCAGCGCCGAGUGUCAAUACCAGCAUGGCGAAUUCGAGCGCUGCAGAAGGGGAGCCAGUUGCGACCAAUGACGCGCCGCACAAUGCGACGUCCCAAAACUUGUCUGAAGCCGCCCCGAGCGAUGUUGGCGUCAACUUUACGGAGUCCAACGGCACAGGCUUAACUGACUCGACCUCCAGCGACACGGACGCAGCGACCAGUGUCAAUGCCAGCGUGGCGAAUUCGAGUGCUGCGGAAGUGGCUCCAGUGACCGACGACGAGCCUGACAAUGCGACGUCCCAAAACUUGUCUGAAUCCCUGAGCGAUGUGGGCGUCAACGUUACGGAGUCGAACGGCACCAGCCCAUUCAGCCCAGCCUCCAACACCACGGAAGCAGCGCAGGGUGUCACCGUUAGCGUCACGGAUUCAACUACAGGGGCUGCUGAGCUGAGCGACGUCUACUACGGCUACGAUGCUGGAACUUAG